AUGGCUAGUUGCCCUAUUCCCGCCAACCGCACCCCCUUCCGCCCUACUCCUGCAGAGUACAACAAGGCCUCGCCCUUCAUCCUCUCGCCCAACACCGAGCACGAGCUCGAGGCUAUCCAACUCGAGCACCAAAACCGCCUCUUGAUCCUCGUCUUCACCACCGCCUGGUGCAAGAACUGCAAGCGCCUCUCCACGGGAAUUGAGGAGAUGGCCGAGAACUUGUCCAAACUUGCAACCGUCGUCCAUGUGGACGUGGACGAACUCACUCAAACAGUAAAGAAAUACAAUGUCGACGCGACACCCACCUUCGCCAUCUUCAGAGGCCAUGUCCUCCAAUCCAUCAUCACCGCUGCCAUGCUCCCCAGGAAGUCGACCUAUGAGGAGAGCGACGACCAGCUUCUGGAGUGGAUCACGACAACCGUUCGCUCGCUGAGCCAGCACUGGAACGGCACCUCUUACUCAAAGAUCACGGACCACCUCGCCUUUGCGCCUACGCCCACUGAGGCUCAGAUUCAUGAUGGAUUAAUCAAUGUCGGAUUCAAGACGGUCAUUGGCAUGGAGUCGAAGCAGAACCCUGGAGAGUACCUCGCCAAGGAGAAGGAUAUCUGGGCUGCCGUCAACGUCAACUUUGUCUCCUACCCCAUCAAGUCGGCGGAUGAAAUUGGACUCCAAGAUUUCGAAGAAAUCCUCCAGCUUGUCGAGACGAUGCAGGGUCCGAUUCUGAUUCACUCGGAGAUCGGCCAAGUGGCGGCGAUCAUGGUCUUUGUGAUGGUCGCCAAGCAGAAUGCCCGACAGGGAUCGGAGGUCCCUGGCUGGGCUCGUGAGCUGGGCUUUGACUUUGAUGGCCUUGGACGAUUGACACAAACGAUUUGUGCGUGGGUCGAUAAGUGA
This is a messenger RNA of Linnemannia hyalina, 891 nucleotides long. The record is from the annotation of a GenBank genome assembly. Lineage: Eukaryota; Fungi; Mortierellomycota; Mortierellomycetes; Mortierellales; Mortierellaceae.